UCCUCGCAGCAAUGCCGGGCCCACUCCACCUGCUCCUCGCCCUGCUCCUCUUGGGCAGCCCAGGCUCCGAGUCCCUCGCGGCGCCUACCUUCGACAGCCUCCACCAGGACCCGGCGAGCCGGUGCCGAGAGGCCCGGGGCCACCUGCCAGAGGGCCCCGGCCCCUGCCACCUGGCCCCCGGCCUCCAGAGCGAGGAACCGUUUAUCAAGUGUGUGACGUGCAAGAUGGUGGUGCAGAAGAUAGUGGCCUCCGUGGGAGAAGACCCCAGCCCCGAGAACAUUAAGGAAGUGGGAAACAAGGUCUGCGCCCGACUGGGCCGCUUCCUGCGCCCUGUCUGCAAGAAGUUCAUUCGUAAAUUCCUCGACAUGAUCACCCAGGGCAUUGAGGAGGGCAAGGAGGCCAAGGAGAUUUGUGUGGACAUCCACUUGUGCAAGGGGUCAUCUGGCUACAACUCGAGAUAGGUUUGGCAGGCCUGAAAACUCCCGCCCUCCCGGGACAUCUCACUGGGGACACCGAUCUGCUGCCCAGUCGCCCUGUCCCCACCUCUGCGCCCUCCGACCUGCUGAAACGCUCCUCCUUGUCCAGCUUCCAGCCCCUUCCCCCCGGCUCAUCAGAGAAUAAAGUGCCUUGGUCUUUGGGGUGUGGGCUGGCUGUGGGCCGGGCUGCCUCACGCCUCUUCCUUUGCUUAAUAAAUCAUCCCGGUCA
Molecule: messenger RNA, 705 nt
Organism: Tachyglossus aculeatus (Australian echidna)
Lineage: Eukaryota; Metazoa; Chordata; Mammalia; Monotremata; Tachyglossidae
Product: antimicrobial peptide NK-lysin-like
Exons: 5
Coding region: 12-461 (149 amino acids)
Biological process (GO): defense response to bacterium; antimicrobial humoral immune response mediated by antimicrobial peptide; killing of cells of another organism
Cellular component (GO): cytolytic granule
Source: RefSeq, a predicted model, not a curated record